Molecule: messenger RNA, 1017 nt
Organism: Purpureocillium lilacinum
Lineage: Eukaryota; Fungi; Ascomycota; Sordariomycetes; Hypocreales; Ophiocordycipitaceae
Source: RefSeq, a predicted model, not a curated record
AUGACACCAGAAGAAGAAGUGGAAGCACUUCGGAACUUUCAGGCUUCCACGGAGGCUCGCAAUGCACAGAUCGACCAAGAAGCCAAGACUGGCGACGAGCAUACCCUCGAUGUGACUGUGCAUACUCAUAUCCCUGUCCUUACCUUUCGUUACAUCAACACCACAAUUCCUCUGGUCGUCAUCGAAGCCGAAGUCCAUUACCUCUGGUACACUGUCAUCCAGGGGGCCAAAUACUGGAAAGCGGCAAACGCGAAACAAGACACUCUCGUGCGGUAUCUAUUGCAUGCCAAGUCAAAAGGAACCCUCACGCGGCCUCGAGAAACUAUUAAAGAGGACGGCGACGACAAUCUCGACCAUCAACAUGGCAGGCUAGAGGUCGUACCCUGCUCUGACGGCGGCAAAUUCUGGUCUGACUUGCCACUAUUCGGCCAGGAUUUGGUAGCCGAGUGGACAAAUCGGUACUAUCAGAGCGACUAUGAUGACGAUCUGCGCUCUAACCUGGCCGCGUUUGUCGGGCGCCUUGUCUCGGUUGGCAUCUACAAUGGGCCUGCAGCUUGCGUUCUCUCACUAUUUUCCGAGACACUCGAGAGGCCUCGACCCUUGGUGUCGGCGCCCGCCGCAGAUGUAGUGAAAGGCGCCAACGACGCCGAGGCAGGCACAGGCUUGUCAAUUGAGAAUCUGAUCCAUGCACUUCGGCAGAUGCUGAUAUAUGGGGAAGGAAGCAUUAUUGUCUUGAGCAAUGAUUCCGUUGGCGUUGCAGAUGGCAACGUACCGCCGGACUCUUCGGGCCUGGGCGAGUUGGCGAUACAGUCACGUCUCUCCUCCCCGGGAUUCAAUCCGGAUCGGUGGCGCUUCUGGAUUCAGAGGCUCGAGGAGCUAGCGCAGUGCGAGGAUGAAGCGGUCGCAGGUAGUGCAAGAGUCUGUGUCAAUUGCAUGAGAUAUGCGUCGGAGGCUAUCUACGGGCCGCUGGCAGGAAAGCCCAACUGGGAGGCAGAGUCGGAGACGGGUUCUUCCUAG